AUGCCGUGCCGGCGCGGGCGCCUACGCAAGGCAAGCCCGCGCGGCGCGCGGCGCCCGCGGAGGCGCCCGCGCCGGAGCGCGCCUGGGACCCGGUGGCGCUUGGGCUCGUGCAGGACGCGGAGGAAAUGUACUACCUGCGCGAGCUGCUCGCGCGCGAGGCGCGCGGCGAGGCAGGCGUCCCCGCGGUGUCUGUGCCCGUGCACGAGGCAGGCAGCGCGCGUGCGCAGGGCUUCUACCGGAUCCCGGCAGCGGACAAGGCGGCGCACCUGGCUGACCGGAACCGGGCUACCGAGAGUGCGGCGCCUGCGGCGCAGGCGCUGGCGUCCGCGCGCAACAACCGCGCGGACUCGCGGCGGCUGGCGCUGGACCUGGAGCAGCACAAGCGCGAGACGCUCACGGACACGGACAUUCUGCACAUCAACCAGCUGCAGACGCGCAAGAAGCAGCUGCGGUUCGCCAAGAGCCCCAUCCACGACUGGGGCCUGUAUGCGAUGGAGCGCAUUCCGCCGGGCGAGAUGGUCAUCGAGUACGUGGGCGAAGUCGUGCGGCAGCAGGUGGCCGAUCACCGCGAGAAGAUGUACGAGCGGGCGGUGCGUAGCGCACACUCACGGCAGGGCAACUUCAGCACGGCAAUAUCGCGCGGCUCAUGAA
This is a messenger RNA of Malassezia sympodialis ATCC 42132, 651 nucleotides long. Lineage: Eukaryota; Fungi; Basidiomycota; Malasseziomycetes; Malasseziales; Malasseziaceae. The record is from the annotation of a RefSeq genome assembly.